Messenger RNA from Odobenus rosmarus divergens (Pacific walrus), 2988 nucleotides. RefSeq names its product sialic acid-binding Ig-like lectin 5-like. Gene Ontology annotation, molecular function: sialic acid binding. Gene Ontology annotation, cellular component: plasma membrane. The record is from RefSeq and is a predicted model, not a curated record. The transcript is spliced from 15 exons. Bases 1 to 2988 code for a protein of 995 amino acids. Gene Ontology annotation, biological process: cell adhesion. NCBI's taxonomy places the organism in Eukaryota, Metazoa, Chordata, Mammalia, Carnivora, Odobenidae.
AUGCUGCCUCCACUGCUGCUGCCUCCGCUGCUGCUGCCCCUGCUGUGGGCAGGGUCCCUGGCUCAGCAUUCAAGAUUCUGGCUGCAAGUGCAGGAGACCGUGAAGGUGCAGGAGGGCCUGUGUGUGCAUGUGCCCUGCAGCUUCUCCUACCCCAAACGCGAAUACACUGACGGUGACCCAGCUUACGGCUACUGGUUCCAGGAAGGGAGUGAUUACAGCCAGCAUGUUCUAGUGGCCACAAACAACCCAGAUCGAGAAGUGCAGGAGGAGACCCAGGGCCGAUUCCACCUCCUCGGGGACCCCCAACACUACAACUGCUCCCUGGACAUCAGGGAUGCACAGAGAAGGGACUCGGGGACAUACUUCUUUAGGGUGGAGAGAGGGCCUUAUGUGAAAUAUAAUUACAUACAGAACCAGCUCUCCGUGCGUGUGACGGCCCUGACCCACACACCUGACAUCCUCAUCCUGGGGACCCUGGAGUCUGGCCGCCCCGGGAACCUGACCUGCUCUGUGCCCUGGGCCUGUGAGCGGGGCACGCCCCCCAUCUUCUCCUGGACGUCAGUGGCCCUCACCUCCCUGGGCCCCAGGACCCACUUCUCCUCGGUGCUCACCCUCACCCCACGGCCCCAGGACCAUGGCACCAACCUCACCUGUCAGGUGUACUUCCCUGCAGCUGGUGUGAUGGUGGAAAGGACCAUCCAACUCAAUGUCACCCGAAAAUCAGGGCCUGUGGCAGAAUUGGUUUCGGUGGCCAUUGGGGAAGCUGCUGUCAAGACCCUGUUCCUCCUCCUCUGCCUCAUCAUCCUCAUACUGAAAGACCCUGGUCUCUUCUCUCAGAGGGAGGUUCCUCAGGAAGAAGACAGCCAGGCCUGCAGGGGACCUGGCGGAGGCAAACAUGGCCCCCAGUUAAUCCCUCAGGAAGCCCAUACAUGCUCCAUCUCACAGAUGCUGCUGCUGCCGUUUUUUCUGCCCCUGCUGUGGGCAGGGUCCCUGGCUCAGCGUUCAAGAUUCCGGCUGAAAGUGCCAGCGUCCCUGAUGGUGCAGGAGGGCCUGUGUGUGCAUGUGCCCUGCAGCUUCUCCUACCCCAAACGCGAAUACACUGACGGUGACCCAGCUUACGGCUACUGGUUCCAGGAAGGGAGUGAUUACAGCCAGCAUGUUCUAGUGGCCACAAACAACCCAGAUCGAGAAGUGCAGGAGGAGACCCAGGGCCGAUUCCACCUCCUCGGGGACCCCCGACACUACAACUGCUCCCUGGACAUCAGGGAUGCACAGAGAAGGGACUCGGGGACAUACUUCUUUAGGGUGGAGAGAGGGCCUUAUGUGAAAUAUAAUUACCUACAGAACCAGCUCUCCGUGCGUGUGACGGGGUCCCUGGCUCAGCAUUCAAGAUUCUGGCUGCAAGUGCAGGAGACCGUGAAGGUGCAGGAGGGCCUGUGUGUGCAUGUGCCCUGCAGCUUCUCCUACCCCAAACGCGAAUACACUGACGGUGACCCAGCUUAUGGCUACUGGUUCCGGGAAGGGAGUGAUUACAGCCAGCAUGUUCUAGUGGCCACAAACAACCCAGAUCGAGAAGUGCAGGAGGAGAUCCAGGGCCGAUUCCACCUCCUCGGGGACCCCCGACACUACAACUGCUCCCUGGACAUCAGGGAUGCACAGAGAAGGGACUCGGGGACAUACUUCUUUAGGGUGGAGAGAGGGCCUUAUGUGAAAUAUAAUUACAUACAGAACCAGCUCUCCGUGCGUGUGACGGCUCUGACACAAAUACCUGACGUCCACAUCCAGGAGCCCCUAGAAUCUGACCACCCCAAGAACAUUACCUGUAGUGUGCCAUGGGCCUGUAAGAGGGGGACACCCCCCACCUUCUCCUGGAUCGGGGUCGCCCUCACCUCCAGGGGCUCCAAGACUCCCCACUCCUCCAUGCUCACCUUCACCCCGAGGCCCCAGGACCACGGCACCAACCUCACCUGUCAAGUGACCCUCCCUGGAGCUGGUGUGAGCACGGAGAGGACCAUCCAGCUCAACGUGUCCUAUGCACCCCAGAACCUGACCAUCAGUGUGUUCCGAAGAGAAGGUGCAGGACCUGAGGCUCUGGGCAACGGUUCAUCUCUCCCAGUCCAGGAGGGCCAGCCCCUGCACCUGGUCUGCAUUGAUGACAGCAACCCUUCCGCUAGGGUGAGCUGGACCCGGGGUAGCCUGACCCUGCAGCCCUCACAACCCUCAAAUCCUGGGGUCCUGGAUUUGCCCCGGGUGGAACUGGGGGACCAUGGGAGAUACGUCUGCAGAGCUCAGCACCUGUUGGGGUCCCUGGAAGCGUCCCUGAGCCUCCUUGUGAAGAACCCCCCGAAGCUGUUUGCUCCCUCCUGCUCCUGGGAGGGUGAGAACUUGCACUGCCACUGCUCCGCUCAAUCCCAGCUGCCCCCUUCUCUGCGCUGGCGGCUGGGGGAGGGGCUGCUGGAGGGGAACCACAGCAACACUUCCUGGACCACCACCUCCAGCUCUGCGGGGCCCUGGGCCAACAGCUCCCUGAGCCUCAGAGGGCCGCUGGGCUCCAGCCUCAGACUCAGCUGUGAGGCCCGGAAUGCCCACGGAAAACAGAGCAUGGCUAUCCUGGUGCUGCCAGGGAGACCAGGGUCCAGGACAGGUGUGAUUCAGGGGGCCAUCUGGGGAGCUGGAGUCACAGCCCUGCUUGCUCUCUGUCUCUGCCUUAUCAUCUUCUUCGCAGUGAAGACCUACAGGCAGAAAUCCAGCCAGAAAGCAUUGCGCAGGGAUGGCGUCCAUCCGGCCUUGAAUACAGUCUCCCAGGAUCACCUGAGCAAACCCUGGUCAGACAGCUUCUCAGACCCCUUGCCCCCAGCUGGGGCCACCUCCCCCUCUGAGAAGGAGCAGGAGCUCCACUACGCCAACCUCAGGUUUCACAGGCUGAAGCCACAGAACUUUCAGGACCAGGAGACCACUGAGUAUGCAGAGAUCAAGAUCCAGAAAUGA